AUGGCAUUCACAUCAAAGGCAUCCCAGCAUCAAGCUGAACAAACAGUGAAUAAGUUAUUUGCAGAUAUACUACAUACCCAACCUACAACAAGCACAAGCACAAACAACAAGGAUGAUGCAAAACUUUCAUCCACACAAAUCCUAACCAACCAACUCCACCGAGGCCCCAAAUCUACAAGAGCCAACCCCAAGUCUCAAUCAAAAAAUAAACGCAGCACAUUGCAAAAAAAAAACAAAAAACGUGAAUCUCAAGAUAAAAAAUUUGAAAAAUUCAUAAAGUACAAUCACAUUCUAUCGAAACCCGCCUCACAACAAACUGAGUCUGACAAAGCAUACUUGCGGAAACUAGUUCGCAAAAACACAAACCAGAUUAAAAACUUGUCCCACAUUGACGAUUUCGAAGUUGAGCUGGAGUUGCAAUCGGUUAAAUUGCAAUUAUUGAAUGAUUUACAACCGACUUUGCUGCUGCUGAAGCGGAGAUUGCGCAAGAAAUUGCUCGUCCCAAACAAAAAGAGUGAGCAUGGUGAAGGGGAUGGUGAUGCUGUGACUAAACAAGAGUAUAUUGAUUUUGACGACAAGGUCAAACGCGGGUUGAUUUCUAUGCCAGGUUUGACGCCAGGUUUGGCCCCAGUUGACUACAACGAAUCAGAAUCAGAACCAGACACCUAA
This is a messenger RNA of Lodderomyces theae, 669 nucleotides long. RefSeq lists its product as uncharacterized. Lineage: Eukaryota; Fungi; Ascomycota; Pichiomycetes; Serinales; Debaryomycetaceae. The record is from RefSeq and is a predicted model, not a curated record. The coding region runs from base 1 to 669 and encodes 222 amino acids. The transcript has a single exon.